CGAGCCCACGAACCUUCUCGGAUCUACGAUGGCGCUGACGGUCUUUUUGUGGAUAAGUGCGCCCUGACCGGCGAGACCGAGCAGCCGAGCGAACGACGGGCCGUGAACGCGCCCAGAGGACAUUCACAUCGUCCCCAUGUCGGGAGCGCGCCUCGCGCAGAGCGAGCCAUUUCGACCUCGCUGACGGCGCGCGCCCGGGGCCCCCGCGCAUCAGGAAGCCGAGCGAGCGCGAGGGCGACGUCGAGGUACGAGAGCGGGAAACGGGCGCGUGUGCGGACGUGCGGAGACGUGACCGUGUGGUGGACGAGCGCAGGGACCCACCGCUGCUUCGAGGAUGAGGAGCCGCAGUAACUCCGGCGUGCGGCUCGACGGGUACGCCCGACUGGUGCAGGAAACCAUACUGCACCUGCAGAACCCGGUCACAGGCCUGCUGCCGGCCAGCGAGCAGAAGAAGGAUGCUUGGGUGCGGGACAAUGUGUACAGCAUCCUGUCCGUGUGGGGUCUGGGCAUGGCCUACCGCAAGAACGCCGACCGCGAUGAGGACAAGGCCAAGGCCUACGAGCUGGAGCAGAGUGUGGUGAAACUGAUGCAAGGCCUGCUGCAGUGCAUGAUGCGACAGGUGGCCAAGGUGGAGAAGUUCAAACAAACCCAGAGCACCAGCGACUGCCUCCACGCCAAGUACCAUACUCCCACGUGUAGCACCGUCGUCGGGGAUGACCAGUGGGGGCACCUGCAGGUGGACGCCACUUCGCUCUACCUCCUCUUCCUGGCACAGAUGACGGCCUCAGGUCUGCGAAUCAUAUCCAACUUGGAUGAGGUGGCUUUUAUACAGAACCUUGUCUUCUACAUCGAGGCAGCCUACAAAGUUGCAGAUUAUGGGAUGUGGGAGCGAGGCGACAAGACCAAUCAGGGCAUCCCGGAGCUCAAUGGAAGUUCUGUAGGAAUGGCUAAGGUACGAGGGCAAAGGCACCCGUUGUUUGAGCUGGCUGUGAUUAAGGUAGCCCGUGCAGUGGAAGCCCACGCUGAGGUUUUGCAGAUGAAGAAGGCAGCGCUGGAGGCCAUCGAUGAGCUGGAUCUGUUCGGAGCACACGGGGGACCCAAAUCUGUCAUCCAUGUUCUUCCUGAUGAGGUGGAACACUGCCAGUCCAUCCUCUGCUCCAUGCUGCCUAGAGCCUCCACAUCCAAGGAGAUUGAUGCAGGCCUUCUGUCAGUUAUCUCCUUCCCUGGAUUUGCAGUCGAAGACCCUGACCUGGUCAGCAUCACCAAGAGCGAAAUCAUUAACAAGUUGCAGGGGCGGUAUGGCUGCUGCCGAUUCCUUCGAGACGGCUACAAGACCCCCAGGGAGGACCCCUCUCGCCUCCAUUACGACCCGGCAGAGCUCAAGUUAUUUGAGAACAUCGAGUGCGAGUGGCCCGUGUUCUGGAGUUUCCUCGUCCUGGAUGGUAUUUUCAGUGGAGACCAAGAACAGGUACAAGAAUACCGAGAGGCGUUGGAUGGAAUUCUAAUCCGGGGAAAGAAUGGGAUCCGUUUGAUGCCGGAGCUGUACGCUGUACCAGCAGACAAGGUAGAAGAAGAGUACAAAAACCCACACACAGUGGACCGGGUGCCCAUGGGCUCGCUGCCCCACAUGUGGGGACAAUCCCUAUACAUUCUGGGCUGCCUCCUGGCUGAGGGUUUCCUGGCUCCUGGUGAAGUCGACCCACUCAACAGGAGGUUCGCCACAUGUUUCAAACCAGAUGUGGUUGUGCAAGUCUGUGUGGUCGCAGAGACCGCGAAGAUCCAGGAGCUGCUCCGGGACAGUGGGAUCGAUGUGCAGACGGUGUCUGAGGUGCUGCCCAUCCGCAUCAUGCCAGCCCGCAUCCUGAGCCACAUCUAUGUAAAACUGGGACACUGUAAGAAGCUGAACCUUAGCGGUCGGCCGUACAGGCAUAUUGGAGUCCUGGGAACAUCAAAAUUUUACGAGAUCAGAAAUCGUACUUACACUUUCACACCGCAGUUCAUUGACCAGCACCAUUUCUACCUGGCUCUGGACAACCAGAUGAUCAUGGAGAUGCUGCGCACGGAGCUGGCCUACCUGUCUUCCUGCUGGAGGAUGACUGGGCGCCCCACCCUCACCUUCCCCAUCACCCACAGCAUGCUGCUGGAGGAUGGAGAGACCAUCGACCCCUCCGUGCUUGCCACCGUACAAAAGCUGCAGGAUGGAUACUUCGGAGGCGCAAGGGUGCAGAUGGGUAAGCUGUCCAGCUUCCUCACCACCUCCUUUCACACGCAUCUCAGCUUCCUGGACACAGAUGAGGAUCUGCAGGAUGAGGAAGAGGAAGAGGAAGACGAUGAAGGCUUUGAGGGUGUCUGUGACAGCAGCUUGUCACAAGAUGUUCCAAAGGACAUGUUUGAUCAGUACCUCACCCAACUGCUACAGAGCACAGCGCACAAGUGCAAUCUCCCUCCCAUCCAGAGGGGGCAGCAGCAUGUCUUCAGCGCUGAGCACACCACCCGUGACAUCCUGUCCUUCAUGGCCCAGGUUCAGGGACUGAAAAUGCCCCAGGCGUCCAUGUAUCUGCCAGUCACUCCCAUUCUGAGUAAACAUCGCAAGUCACUGAACCUUCUCCAUGUCCCCCACCCUCACCAACACCAACACCAACACCACCACCAUCACCACCACCUUCAUGCCAAGGCUCAUAGUGUUGACCUGCACCUGCCCCGUGAUGCCCAUGGCAACACGGACUUCGCAUCCCUGGUCAGGCAGUUGAAGGAGUGUCCCACCCUCCAGGACCAGGCAGACAUCCUCUACAUCCUCUAUGUGAUGAAGGGUGCUGACUGGCUGGUGGACCUGGGGCAGGGUGGCGCCACCGUUCGAUCCCUCCUUGAAGAGCUCUAUGCCAAGGCAGGGCACUCUAAGGAAUGGGGUCUCAUCCGCUACAUCUCCGGGAUACUGCGCAAGAGGGUGGAAGUGUUGGCAGAGGCCUGCACAGACCUCAUUUCCCACCACAAGCAGCUGACGGUGGGGUUACCCCCUGAACCCAGGGAGAAGGUCAUCACAGUCCCUCUGCCUCCCGAGGAGCUCAGUAACCUGAUCUAUGAGGCCAGUGGGCAGGAUAUCAGCAUAGCGGUUCUCACUCAGGAGAUUAUGGUCUAUCUGGCCAUGUAUGUCCGGUCACAGCCAGCGCUCUUCGGGGACAUGCUUCGAUUGCGCAUUGGCCUCAUCAUGCAGGUGAUGGCCACCGAGCUGGCCCGCAGUCUCAACUGCUCCGGGGAGGAAGCGUCAGAAAGUUUGAUGAACCUGAGUCCUUCAGACAUGAAGAACCUGCUACACCACAUCUUCAGUGGGAAGGAAUUUGGGGUGGAAAGAAGCAUGCGUGCUGUUGAGUCCUCUGCCACCAGUCCAGCCAUAUCCAUCCGUGAGCUGGGCCACACUGGGGCCACCAAGACCGAGCGCACUGGGAUCAGCAAGAUGAAGACUGAGGUGAAACAGCUCGAUGACUCCAGACCAAUGAGUAUGUUUUCCAGUGGUUAUUCCAUCAGCAGCACCGCCACCUCACCACGCUCCACGAGGUGCAGCAGCCCCUCAACGCCCAGUGGUGCCCAGUCCCCCACGGGCCCUGGGGUCGGGCCCCUACAGUGGGAGGAGCGCCAGGGCCAGUGGCUGAGGCGGCGGCGGCUGGAUGGUGCUAUCAACCGGGUGCCUAUGGGCUUCUACCAGAAAGUGUGGAAGAUCCUUCAGAAGUGCCAUGGCCUGUCCAUCGACGGCUAUGUGCUGCCCUCCUCCACCACCCGUGAGAUGACAGAGGGUGAGAUCAAGUUCGCCGUCCACGUGGAGUCCGUGCUCAACCACAUCCCCCAGCCCGAGUACAGACAGCUGCUGGUGGAGGCCAUCAUGGUCCUCACCCUUGUGGCAGACGUGGAUGUUCAGAGCAUCGGCGCCAUCGUGUACGUUGACCGCAUCGUCCACAUGGCCAAUGAGCUCUUCCGCCAGGACCAGAAAUCUCAUGGUGCCAACGAGGUCUUCCUGGAACAGGACCCUGCCACAGGCAUCUGUAACCUCUUCUAUGACAGCGCCCCCAGUGGCCGCUUCGGCACCAUGACGUACCUCUCCAAGGCCGUGGUCUCGUAUGUCCAAGACUUCCUGCCCAACACCAGCUGCCUGAUGCAGUAGAAAGGCAGAAAUGUUUUUGGAACGUUUUAAAGCACUACUACCUUACUUCAGGUCCUUUUAUGUCCCAGUACAGCACUGCACACCAUGUCAUAAUUAAAAUAAUGAAUAUUUUAUUUAAUUUUAUCUGUUAAUCUUAGUAGCACAUUAUUUUUAAGCUUUACAGUUAGGUACUGAUAAUAUUUAAAAAUUAUUUAUUUUGUCUUCGGUUCUAAAGAGUAAUAUUAAAUUAAAAUGAUUUAUUAAAUUAUUCUCAUACUGUGCAAUCACGUUUUGGCUGUUUUAGGAAAAAUGAAUAACGUGUCAUAUAAAUGAUAAGGAAUUAGUCAACUGCCUGUCCUUGUUAUCACGUAAUUGUUAUAGGGUGUAAUUCUUAUUUAUAGCUGUAAAGACAGAGAAUGAAUGCACACUGUAUUAUUUUGGACUUCGUUUUUAUGUAAUUAGCUGUGUGUUUGUGUGUUUCUGUGCCUUGAGGUUUGUCAGUAUUCUAGUAACUUUUUGUCGUGUGUUCACGUGCUCCUUUUAUUGAUUUGUUAUAAUAUUAUACGGUGCUUGGAGUAACAGAAAACAUUUCCGGGUUUUGGUGGCUCAGCUUCACUCAUUCAGACCGGGAUCACAUAAGCCAAUGUUACAGUUCUGAGGUCCAGUGUUUUACAGCUGCUUUAGCUGACCUGGGUACCACCUUUUACUUGAAUGGGACCAGACCCUUCCUUAAAUAACCUCAACUGCUUUGUUCAUACUGAAGAAAAACCUGUUUUU
Molecule: messenger RNA, 4909 nt
Organism: Scleropages formosus (Asian bonytongue)
Lineage: Eukaryota; Metazoa; Chordata; Actinopteri; Osteoglossiformes; Osteoglossidae
Gene: phka2
Product: phosphorylase kinase, alpha 2 (liver)
Exons: 33
Coding region: 335-4153 (1272 amino acids)
Biological process (GO): glycogen metabolic process
Cellular component (GO): phosphorylase kinase complex
Molecular function (GO): calmodulin binding
Source: RefSeq, a predicted model, not a curated record